Sipha flava (yellow sugarcane aphid) is the source of this 1583-nucleotide messenger RNA. RefSeq names its product hydroxymethylglutaryl-CoA lyase, mitochondrial. Bases 301 to 1353 code for a protein of 350 amino acids. The record is from RefSeq and is a predicted model, not a curated record. The transcript has 6 exons. Gene Ontology annotation, biological process: L-leucine catabolic process; ketone body biosynthetic process. NCBI's taxonomy places the organism in Eukaryota, Metazoa, Arthropoda, Insecta, Hemiptera, Aphididae. Gene Ontology annotation, molecular function: hydroxymethylglutaryl-CoA lyase activity.
GCGACCGACCAGUAACAGUAUUCGCUUUGCCACGGUACGUCGUAGGGCGUUGCUGACGUGUUUUUCCCAAGUCCGUCUGAGCGCUUGCGCACGAUACAACAUCGAACGUUACGCACGUUUCCAUCCACGACACCGUACCGUUGCGUAGCCGCCGUCGACGAUCCAAUUGUUUUCCGUUUACCGUCGUUCGCUAGCAGCCACCCCCCUCACGCCGCCGCUGGAGUUUGUCGGGAAGCCCCUACACUAGUUCCGCGCGACGCGAACACCACGUAUUUGCCGCACCAGGUCGAAGGGAACGCGAUGACCAUGCAUUUCGUCAACGACGUGACCAAGUUCAUCUGCAGCAGUCUCAAGACCGAGACCAGCAGGCUAAGGAACUAUACGACGCAGAGCGCGUUCAAGUAUCCGACAAAAGUUCGGAUCGUCGAAGUAGGGCCACGGGACGGACUUCAGAACGAACCGAAAACCAUACCGACGGACGUUAAAGUGGAGUUCAUCAACAGACUGUCCGCGACAGGACUUCGAAACGUUGAAGUUACAAGUUUCGUUUCGCCGAAAUGGGUUCCGCAAAUGGCCGAUCAUUCGGACGUGUACAGCAAGAUAAACAAGGUUUCCGGUGUGUCUUAUCCGGUGCUAGUGCCGAACAUGAAAGGUCUCCUCACAGCGAUGCAACACGACGUCAAAGAAAUAGCCGUGUUCGGUUCCGCCUCCGAAGGGUUCAGUCAAAAGAACAUUGGCUGCAGCGUGGCCGAGAGCUUGGAAAGGUUCGAAGACGUAGUGGCCACCGCGUUAGAUCACGGCAUCAAAGUACGCGGAUACAUUUCCUGUGUCUGCGGAUGUCCGUACGACGGAGCCGUAUCACCCAAAGAUGUCGCCAAGAUGUCUCUUGCGUUGUACAACAUGGGCUGUUAUGAGAUUUCUCUCGGAGAUACAAUUGGUAUUGGCACACCGGGUUCCAUAAGAGCAAUGUUACAAGAUGUUAUGGAAAUGAUACCAGCUGAAAACUUGGCUCUCCAUUGUCACGAUACUUACGGCCAAGCAUUGUCCAAUAUACUUACUGCUAUGGAGAUGGGAAUUUCAGUAUUCGACUCAUCGGUCGCCGGUCUUGGGGGCUGUCCAUACGCCAGAGGAGCUUCUGGUAACGUUGCCACAGAAGAUCUGGUGUACAUGUUACAGGGAAUGGGUAUUGAAACUGACGUAGAUAUGGAAAAGUUAUUGGGUGCUGGCAGGUAUAUCUGCAACGAGUUGGGCAAAAGUACUGAAUCAAAAGUGGCCAGAGCGUUAUCGGGAAAAGAAAAACCCAUGCAAUUCUUGCAGUCAUACAGGAACCAAAGUGCAGCACUAAAGAACUAACUAUCUACGUGUACUACCUAUAUUCCAUUCCACUGAUAAGCAUUCGAAUACUUUUGUUUUAUAUAAGUCUGUGCAUUUUAAAUUAUUUAUAUAAGACUGAAUUUAUAAUUUUUGUCACUAAUAUGACCUAGGUAAAGUUUAACUUUUAUAUUUUUAACUUUAGUGCAUAGUUACAUAAUAUUAUUACUAUUACUGUCAUUUUGAAAUAUAGUGACAAAUACUCAUCUAAA